This is a messenger RNA of Heterocephalus glaber (naked mole-rat), 2515 nucleotides long. RefSeq names its product radial spoke head 3 (gene Rsph3). Gene Ontology annotation, cellular component: cilium. Lineage: Eukaryota; Metazoa; Chordata; Mammalia; Rodentia; Bathyergidae. The record is from RefSeq and is a predicted model, not a curated record.
GGCAGCCGAGAGCGCCGAGGUACCGUGGGAAGACAACAGGGGAGGACGCCCCCUGAAACGGCAGGAGCUGAAACGGAAUGACGCUGAUACCAGUCACGCAAGGCCGCAAUCCAAAACGUGGCGAGGAACCGCUGAAAUUGACGAAGAACACGCAGCCACCAACACAGCCAGACCCGCCUUCCGGGCCAGAAAACUCACAGCAUGCAGGGGUGCAGGGGUGCCAGAGGGAGAGGAACAGAUGGGCGGGGUCACGAGCCGGAAGUCCCUGCCCCCGGAACUGCCUGGAGGUCCCGACCCCAGAAGGAAUUCCGGUUGCUGGGCAACCGGUGCGGGCGCUGCCAGCUGGUUCUGCUCUUGCAGGAGCAAGUUGAGUAUAGUUCCCACCUGCAGCGCUGACAGCCUCCCUUCCCGCCAGUCUCACUGCGUGCCGCUUCUCCUCGCCUCACUAAAUCCUUGCCCUUGGCAUUAUUUGCAUCUCUCCGCCUCCCACGACUUCUUAGUGCCCACCUGGUCGAAAGCCAAGCUCCAGCGCAAGCUAGGCAAUCUGACCCCGGACCCUGCCUCCCGAACUGCAGCCCCAGCCAUGGCCACCUACACCUACACCAGCCGGCCCCGGGCCCUGCCCUGCCAGCGCCGCCGUUAUCGGGACAGCCUGUUGCAGCCACAUGAAGAACCUAUGCGUUAUGGAAACAUAAUGUAUGACAGACGGGUGAUCCGAGGCAACACAUACGCGCUACAGACAGGGCUGCUGCCUGGGCAGCCUGAUCCUGUAGACCUUCAGAGACAGCAGCAGGCUAAGAAGAAGGCUCUUGCCAAAAAACAAGCUCAAGAUCAGUUUAAACCACGGACACCAGAACCUGUAGAAGGGAGGAAGCAUGUGGAUGUGCAGACAGAAUUAUACCUUGAAGAAAUUGCUGACCGAGUAAUAGAAGUUGAUAUGGAAUGCCAAACAGAUGCAUUUCUGGACAGACCACCAACACCACUUUUUAUUCCUGCCAAAACUAACAAAGAUGUGGCCACUGAAAUACUAGAAGGAGAGCUCUUUGACUUUGAUCUUGAAGUUAAACCAAUGUUAGAAGUUUUGGUGGGCAAAACAAUUGAGCAGUCCCUACUGGAAGUGAUGGAAGAAGAAGAGCUGGCCAACCUGCAGGCCCGCCAGUGUGCCUAUGAAGAAAUGCGAAAUGUUGAAUUGGCUGAAGUCCAGCGACUGGAAGAGCAAAAGAGACGACACCAAGAAGAAAAAGAACGUCGUAAGCGGCAGCAGUGGGAUAUAGUACACAAGCAAAAUGAGACAGCACAGAAGGUAGCUGCCUGUGCCUUUGCACAGCGUUACCUGGCUGACCUUCUCCCAUCUGUUUUUAGCAGUCUCAGAGAUAGUGGCUACUUUUAUGAUCCCAUUAAAAGAGAUAUUGAGAUAGGAUUUCUUCCAUGGCUAAUGAAUGAAGUUGAAAAAGCCAUAGAUUACAGCAUAGUAGGAAGAACAGUGCUUGACAUGUUGAUUCGUGAAGUGGUUGAAAAGAGACUGAAUGUUUACAAGCGUAAGGAUACACACCCACCUUCCAAAUGGGAAGAUGGGCCUGAUAUUCCCGGAACAAUGAAAGAUCUCACAGCAAGCUAUGAACCCAACGAGAUAAGCACAUCUCAGGGCCAGAGGCCAUUAGCAGACACAGACUACUUGCAAACAACAUCAAAUGAAAGAGGGCCACCAUCCCAAGAAGAAUUCUUAGGGCAGGAUGAAGAAGCAGAAAGGAGGAGAUCCUUAGAUAUAGAAGAACCAGGAGGAGCAUCGGAGCCAUGAAACUGAUCAACAGCCAGGUAAAUGAUGCAAGAGGCCCACAGGCUAUAGCAAUUGCACUGUAUUUAGUCAACAUGUCUUUUUGUCUAUGGACUGAGUAAAUCAAACGCAGUAAAAUAAUAAAAUUAAUAAAAAUGACACUUUAAUUCAUUUAUUCAAUAUUUAAAGGCUAUAAUUUUAAUUCUAAUGAGAAUUAUUGUCCAGCUUCCCAUUACCACUGUAUAUAACUAGCAAAUACAUUUUACUUAAUUCUCCUAAUUUUGAUGGCACUCAACUGUAGCAUUCACCAGAUAUUUGAUCAUACGUACCUCAUAAAGACACUCAUCAAAGUGGACUUCCAGAACUGUUUCAGAAAGUGGUAAGAUGGGCCAGGGAUUUAGCUCAGUGCCGCUGUGCCUGCCUCAGAAAGUGGCAAGAACAAUGCGAUAAGUAUGUUCAAAAUGAGAAGUAUUAAUAACAAUUUGUCUUUUACUGCAAUAAUUUUUUUUAAUUUAAACAUUUUUAAUUUAAACAUUUUUAAAAUUUAAACCAUGUAUUUUGAACACCUCUUGAAGAUUUGCUGUAAAUAAAAUCAACUCUUCAAGGAACUUUAAAAUUCAGAAUAAAAUAUUUGAAAGAUUAAAAUAACAUUCAAUCAGGGCAGAGAAGGUGAGCCAGUCCCAGCACCUAGAAGGAAGCUCCCCCACUGCCAUCCCAGGCUCCUAGAGCAGAGAAGCUCAG